This is a messenger RNA of Mobula hypostoma (lesser devil ray), 2544 nucleotides long. Its product is annotated as gelsolin-like. The transcript has 18 exons. Gene Ontology annotation, biological process: barbed-end actin filament capping; actin filament severing; actin polymerization or depolymerization. Gene Ontology annotation, molecular function: phosphatidylinositol-4,5-bisphosphate binding; actin filament binding. Gene Ontology annotation, cellular component: cytoplasm; actin cytoskeleton. The record is from RefSeq and is a predicted model, not a curated record. Lineage: Eukaryota; Metazoa; Chordata; Chondrichthyes; Myliobatiformes; Myliobatidae. Bases 149 to 2371 code for a protein of 740 amino acids.
GAUUGGCUUUUGCAGGAAUAGAGUUGAAGGACAAGGCGCAGUUCCAUAGGCACAUCCCACUUGACGAGACAACCGAGUCUUGAUCUGCGCGUGUAAUCCCUGUGCCAAUUGCUUCUUUGCAUUGACUGUAGCUCUUGGGCUUUCCACAAUGGUUUACCAUCCUGAAUUUGAGAAGGCUGGGAAGGAGCCGGGGCUGCAGAUCUGGAGAGUGGAGAAGCUGGAUCUUGUGGCUGUCCCCAAAAACCUCUAUGGCGACUUCUUCACGGGAGAUGCCUACCUCGUGAUGCGCACGACUCAACAGCGGGCUGGCAACUUUCAGUACGAUCUGCACUUCUGGCUGGGAGAUUCGUGUUCCCAAGAUGAGAUGGGAGCGGCUGCCAUCUUCACGGUUCAGUUGGAUGACUACCUUGAGGGGAAGCCUAUCCAGUACAGAGAAGUGCAGGGCCAUGAGUCCAACAUCUUCUUGGGCAACUUCAAGUCUGGCAUCAAAUACAAGGCUGGCGGAGUUGCGUCUGGUUUCUCUCACGUGGUGCCCAACGAGGUGACGGUGCAGCGAUGUCUCCAUCUGAAGGGCCGCCGGAUAGUGCGAGCGACGGAGGUCCCCUUGUCUUGGGAGAGCUUCAACUCUGGAGAUUGCUUCAUCGUUGACCUGGGAGAUGAAAUCUUGCAGUGGUGUGGCUCCAAGUGCAACAGGUUUGAACUUCUGAAGGCCACAUACGUCGCCAAGGGUAUUCGUGACAAUGAGAGGAGCGGCCGUGCCCGUGUGAGGGUGCUGGAGGAAGGAAAGGAGUCAGAAAAGUUGGUCGAGAUUCUUGGACCAAAGCCAGAUCUGCCCGAAGGCACAGACGAUGACCUUAAGGCUGACGUAUCCAACAGAAAACUGGCUAAAUUGUACAAGGUUUCGAAUGCCUCAGGAGAAGUCAAUAUUUCCCUGGUGUCUGCGGAAAACCCAUUCAAACAGGACAUGUUGCAAUCUGAGGACAGCUUCAUCCUGGACAACGGAUCGAAUGGGAUGAUCUUUGUGUGGAAAGGUAAACAAGCUGAUCCGGAAGAACGCAAAGCUGCUUUGAAAGGUGCAGAACAAUUUAUUUCACAAAUGGGAUAUCCUAAACACACCCAGGUUCAGAUUCUGCCCGAGUCUGGCGAGACACCACUCUUCAAGCAGUUCUUCAAGAACUGGGUUGACUUGAAUCAGACACAGGGAAUGGGCACCUGCUAUAUCUCCGGGCAGAUCGCCAAGAUCAAGAAGGUGCCCUUUGAUGCUGCUACUUUGCACGAGUCUCCCGCCAUGGCUGCCCAGCACGGAAUGGUGGACGAUGGAUCUGGGGAGAAAACGAUCUGGCGCGUUGAAGGCAGUGACAAAGCACUUGUGGAUCCAAGCACCCACGGUCAGUUCUACGGAGGGGAUUGCUACAUUAUCCUGUACGCCUACACCUUCGGCGGGAGGCAUGGGAACAUCAUCUACUUCUGGCAGGGAAGUGAUUCCUCCCCGGAUGAAGUUGGUGCGUCGGCCAUCCUGACGGCCCAGCUGGAUGAGGAGCUGGGAGGUGGCCCAGUCCAGGGGCCUGACGGUUCCCGAAUCGUUAACCAGAUACGCGUGAUCCAGGGGAAAGAGCCAGCCCACCUGAUGAGUAUGUUCGGAGGGAAGCCACUGGUGGUCUACAAAGGCGGGACCUCCAGGGACGGUGGCCAGAGUACACCCGCAGACAACCGCCUCUUCCAAGUUCGGGCCAGCAGCUCCGGUUCCACCCGAGCAGUAGAGGUCGAUGCUGCCGCCUCCAACCUGAACUCGAACGACGUCUUUGUCCUGAAGACCCCCGGCUCUUCCUAUGUGUGGGUGGGCCAGGGAGCCAGUGACGCCGAGAAGCAGGGGGCGCAGCAGCUCCUCGACAUCCUGGGAGUCAGCGCGUCGGAGGUGGCCGAGGGGAGCGAGCCAGGUGAGUUCUGGGACAUCCUGGGAGGAAAGGCUGAGUAUCGCACGUCACCAAGACUGAAGAACAAGAUGGACGUUCAUCCCCCUCGUCUCUUUGCCUGCUCCAACAAAACGGGCCGUUUCAUUAUCGAGGAGGUUCCUGGUGAGCAGACACAAGACGACUUGGCCACUGAUGACGUCAUGAUCCUUGACACGUGGGACCAGGUCUUCGUCUGGAUUGGUAAUGAUGCACAGGAAGAGGAAAAGUCGGAGGCUCUGGCAUCAGCUAAAGUUUAUAUCGAGACUGAUCCAGCCAACAGGGAUCGGCGGACACCCAUUGUGAUUGUCAAGCAGGGCUUUGAGCCUCCGUCAUUUACAGGCUGGUUCCUCGGCUGGGAUUAUGAUUACUGGAGCGUGGAUCCUCUUGAGCGGGCCAUGGCGGACCUUGAAGUGUCAUAACUUGCCAGCUGCAUUGUCCGUACUUCACACUUUCAUUCUCGCUUUGGGCGGCUUUGGAUGCGGACAAAGGUUUUGUCAGCCAACAGCACUGCUUAUUCCUCACAUUUUUAAAGAAAUUUGCUGUGCAAUAUUUAGGCCACGCACGGGCACUUGUUAAACAGCAUCUUAUGCUU